CCCUCGAAAUCUGAGAAAUUUCCGCUACAUAUCUUUAGAAUGGCGAACCCACCUCAUGGCGGUGUCCUCAAGGACCUGAUUGCGCGCGACGCACCCCGACGACAGGACUUGUACAACGAGGCUGAGAAACUGCCCGCCAUUGUGCUGAGCGAGAGGCAGCUUUGCGAUUUGGAACUCAUCCUUAGCGGAGGUUUCUCGCCGCUGGAAGGCUUCUUGAACCAGAAAGACUAUGAUGGUGUGGUCUCCGAAAACCGUCUCAGCGAUGGCAACCUUUUCAGCAUGCCCAUCACACUCGAUGUGUCGCAACAAACGAUAGACAGCGAGGGCGUGAAGCCCGGAGCUCGCAUUGCACUACGUGACUUCCGCGAUGACCGCAACCUGGCCAUCAUUACCGUCGAGGACGUCUACAAGCCAGACAAGCAGAAGGAGGCAAAGGAGGUCUUUGGAGGCGACCCCGAGCACCCUGCCGUCAAGUAUCUCUUCGAAACCGCACAGGAAUUCUACGUUGGUGGAAAGCUCGAUGCCAUUGACAGAUUAGAGCACUACGACUAUGUUGGCGCGCGCUACACCCCCGCUGAGCUCCGUCUGCAAUUCGACAAACUCGGUUGGUCCAAGGUUGUAGCCUUCCAGACCCGUAACCCUAUGCACCGCGCUCACCGAGAGCUCACCGUCCGUGCUGCUCGCGCCCGUCAAGCCAAUGUCCUCAUCCACCCCGUCGUCGGCCUCACGAAGCCUGGCGAUAUCGACCACUUCACCCGCGUGCGUGUAUACCAAGCGCUUAUGCCUCGUUACCCCAACGGAAUGGCUGUCCUGGCCCUCCUCCCCCUUGCUAUGCGCAUGGGAGGUCCCCGCGAGGCCAUUUGGCACGCCAUUAUCCGCAAGAAUCACGGUGCCACGCACUUCAUUGUCGGCCGUGACCACGCCGGUCCUGGCAAAAACUCCAAGGGAGAGGAGUUUUACGGCCCCUACGAUGCCCAGUAUGCUGUUGAGAAGUACAGGGAUGAGCUAGGCAUCGAGGUUGUCCCCUUCCAGAUGAUGACCUACCUCCCUGAUACCGAUGAGUACAAGCCCAAGGACGAAGUCGACCAGGGCGUACGAACUCUCGAUAUCUCUGGUACUGAGCUCCGUAAGCGUCUCCGUACUGGUCAGGAAAUCCCCGAAUGGUUCUCCUACCCAGAAGUCGUCCGCGUCCUUCGCGAGUCGCACCCCCCACGCAACAAGCAAGGUUUCACUGUCUUCCUCACCGGAUACCAGAACUCCGGAAAAGAUGCUAUUGCUCGCGCCCUCAACGUCACGCUCAACCAGCAAGGCGGCCGCUCUGUCUCGCUUCUUCUCGGUGAAACCGUUCGUUCGGAACUUUCAUCCGAGCUUGGCUUCUCUCAAGAAGACCGCAACACCAACAUUGGUCGCAUCGCGUUCGUCGCAGGUGAGCUCACUAGGGCUGGCGCCGCCGUCAUUGCCGCGCCCAUUGCCCCCUUCGAGAGCAGCCGCAAGAACGCCCGAGAACUCGUCGAGAAGUCCGGCAGCUUCUACCUUAUCCACGUCGCUACACCACUCGAAUACGCUGAGAAGACUGACAAGCGCGGUAUCUACGCCAAAGCGAGGAACGGUGAAAUUAAGGGUUUCACUGGCGUCGACGACCCGUACGAGGCACCCCAGAAGCCGGAUCUCACCGUUGACAUCUCCACAAGUAACGUGAGAACCGCAGUGCACCAGAUUAUCCUCCUUUUGGAGGCCGAGGGUCUUUUGGAGCAGUUGUAA
Messenger RNA from Periconia digitata, 1761 nucleotides. The record is from the annotation of a GenBank genome assembly. Lineage: Eukaryota; Fungi; Ascomycota; Dothideomycetes; Pleosporales; Periconiaceae.